Molecule: messenger RNA, 1811 nt
Organism: Anolis carolinensis (green anole)
Lineage: Eukaryota; Metazoa; Chordata; Lepidosauria; Squamata; Anolidae
Gene: p2rx6
Product: purinergic receptor P2X 6
Exons: 12
Coding region: 16-1389 (457 amino acids)
Biological process (GO): calcium ion transmembrane transport; response to ATP
Cellular component (GO): nuclear inner membrane; plasma membrane; cell junction
Molecular function (GO): ATP binding; extracellularly ATP-gated monoatomic cation channel activity; purinergic nucleotide receptor activity
Source: RefSeq, a predicted model, not a curated record
CUGGCUCUGGCUGCCAUGGCAACAGCGUCGAGGCUGGGGCUCCAGGAGCAGGACUUCCGGCAGAAGGGGAGGGCGCUUUUGCCAACCGGGCCACUCGGUUGGACGAAGAGAGCGCAAAAACAAAUGGUUCUCUUUAGGGAUUGGUGGAGGGUUGAUGACGUCACUACUAAGUUGGUUCGGGUUGUAGCGCGGUGGAAGUUCAAGUUUGGAAGCCGGGCACCAUGCCAGGCCAGGGCUUGGCUUCUGCCAGAAGCUGCCGGCAUUUCCCGCUCGGCCGGCGAUGGAGGAGACCUGCUCGGCCUUCCUGGACUACAAAACGGAGAAGUUUGUCCUCACCAGGAACCGCAAAGUGGGCCUUUUGCACCGCCUGCUCCAGCUGGGCAUCCUGGCCUACACAUUCGGAAGGGCUACCAGGAAAAGGAUACAGACCCGCACUUCUCGGUGAUCACCAAACUGAAAGGGGUUUCGGCCAUUCGGGUCCAAGGGCUCGGAGAGCGGCUGUGGGACGUGGCGGAUUACGUGAAGCCCCCUCAGGGAGAAAGUGUCUUCUUCUUGGCCACCAAUUUCAUUACGACACCGAAUCAGACGCAGGGGUUGUGCCCGGAGCAUCCCUCGAUCCCGGAUGGAAACUGCCAACGAGAUUCGGAUUGUUCGGCCCGAGAGCCAGUAGUCAAUGGGAACGGGAUCAAAACAGGGAAGUGUCUCCGUUGGAAUGAUACCGGCGGCACCUGCGAGAUCUACGGCUGGUGUCCGGUGGAAAACAAGACCCUUCCCAGGAAGCCGCACUUGAUCGAGGCUGGAAAUUUCACUCUGUUUAUUAAAAACACCGUCAACUUUGCCAAGUUCAACUUCUCCAGGACCAAUGUUUUGAAGACAACGGAUGGUGCCUACUUCAAGCACUGCCGCUACGACGCUCUGGAGAGCCCUUUCUGCCCCGUUUUCCGCAUUCGCGACAUGGUGGAGUCGGCCGGCGCCAGCUUUGAGGAGCUGGCCCUCAAGGGGGCAGCCGUCGGUUUGCGCAUCGACUGGGACUGCGACGCCGACCGAGCCCCAUCGCAAUGCCAUCCUGGCUAUUCCUUCAACCUUCUGGACAAAGGAUUCAACUUCAGGACGGCCUCCUAUUACCGGGCCCCGCUGUCUCCUCCCUCCCGGAGCCUGCUGAAACUCUACGGCAUCCGCUUUGACAUUUCGGUCCGGGGUCAGGCUGGGAAGUUCAGCAUCGUCCCCACUGUGGUCAACGUGGGCACCGGGGCAGCAUUCCUCGGGGUUGCCACGGUCGUCUGUGAUCUGGUCCUCUUGUACCUCGACGCCAAAGCUGACUUCUAUCGGAGCGAGAAAUACGAAGAGGCAAAGCCACCGAAAGACAAAAAUGACCAGGCGGCUUCGUAGCCUCACCAACCUUCAAAGGAAAGGCUGAAACUUCCUGUGGACACUUGAGGCAACGGGGUCUCCACGUGCAACGCUUGGGCUAGACGGGACCUUCCUGAAAGCCGAGAUGUGGAUCCUUACCUGGCAUUUUGCUAUGACUUCUGCUGCCGCCUCUCUUUGCUGGAGACCAAAGAGAGCUCCUGACACUCAGUGUGGGAAGUAUUGGGGCAAGUGGACCACAAAAGCAACCUUGUGUCCUAUUGUCAAGCACUGGCUUUUGCAAGGGACAGCUCUAGAGGCACUUUUGCUGCUCCAAACUAUAUUUUAUUUCCCUCUCCUUUAUUGAGGCCCUUGCUGGCUCCCAAAGUGGCUUCCAAUAAGAUUGGAGUCAGGUACAGCUAAAAACCCAAAGAUGAAAAAAAUAAAAGUCUCCUAUCAAGUCA